AUGGGUAUAAUACGAAGCAGCUUCUCCUUCAUUCUCGGGACUGCUUGUGGCAUCUACGUUGCUCAGAACUACAACGUUCCCAACAUUAAGAAGCUCACCAACACUGCCCUUUUCAUGGCCAAGCACGUCGAAGAGAAGUAUCGGAAGCCCAAGAAGCGGGACGACAACGACGACCUUUAGCCGCUGGACGGCAUCGGUUGGUUGCCGGGUCCAGAGCAGUGGGUGAAGAAGGGAGCUAGCGAAAGUGCAGGUGGCGCAACUCAAGCAAAGGACAUAUGGCGAGGGGCAGGGAAGAUAUAAAGUAUGGAACGGCGCAGGCGAAGUUGUCGGAAGACGAAGCCCUGAGGAUAAGGUUCAAGGCUGGAACUCCGCUUGAAGGUGGGAAGAUCGCCGAUGCCGAGCCCCUCGAUCUCUUCUCCAGUGCUCACAGCGUUACUCCCCCGAGCCAACCCGCGGAUCGUGGAAAUCACUCUGCACCAACUCCGCCGGAGCUACACCUCCCACUGGUUUAGUUUGAAGUCCGCUGAAGCUAGCUAGAGCGAGGAGCUUCUUUUGCUUGCUUCCUUGAUCUCGUGGUUUCUUUCACUGUUCUUUUAAUUUUUGGUUCUUAAUAAGGGAUGAGGGUUUUGGGCUGUAAAUUGUUCUGGUUACUUGCGUGCUUGAAAUAUGAAUAUCUGAUCUAGUUUCUCAAUGAAUUAAAUUAAAUUAUCUGAUAGAAAA
This is a messenger RNA of Malania oleifera, 720 nucleotides long. RefSeq lists its product as uncharacterized. Lineage: Eukaryota; Viridiplantae; Streptophyta; Magnoliopsida; Santalales; Ximeniaceae. The transcript is spliced from 2 exons. The coding region runs from base 1 to 180 and encodes 59 amino acids. The record is from RefSeq and is a predicted model, not a curated record.